Nerophis lumbriciformis (worm pipefish) is the source of this 1797-nucleotide messenger RNA. The record is from RefSeq and is a predicted model, not a curated record. Lineage: Eukaryota; Metazoa; Chordata; Actinopteri; Syngnathiformes; Syngnathidae.
AUGGCGUCCUCUAACAAUCCUCGCAAAUUUAGCGAAAAAAUUGCUUUGCAUAACCAGAAACAAGCGGAAGAAACUGCAGCAUUCGAAGAAGUCAUGAAAGACCUGAACAUCACCAGAGCUGCACGGUUGCAGUUACAGAAGACCCAGUAUUUGCAACUAGGGCAGAAUCGUGGACAGUACUAUGGAGGCUCACUGCCCAAUGUCAAUCAGAUUGGAAAUGGCAACAUUGACCUGCCUUUUCAGAAUUCUGUGUUGGACACCAGUCGCACAACCAGGCACCACGGUUUGGUGGAUCGUGUUUACCGUGACCGAAAUCGCAUCACGUCUCCCCACCGCCGACCUCUUUCAGUUGACAAACAUGGACGCCAAAUCGACAGCUGCCCCUACAGCUCAGUUUACCUUUCCCCACCACCGGACACAAGCUGGAGAAGGACAAAUUCAGACUCUGCCUUACACCAGAGUACUAUGAAUCCGAAACCUCAAGAGGUGUUUGCUGGAGGAUCACAGGAGCUUCAACCUAAACGAGUGCCUGGGACAGAGAGCUUGGAGACAAAUGCAGACAACGGUGCACAGAAACAGCUAUGGGAUGACAAAAAGGUGGAUUCACCAAACCAGACCACAUGUGAUGUGCCAGGUAUCAACAUUUUCCCAUCACCAGACCAGGAACCAAACCCUGUGGUGCUGCCGGCUGCACAUAACACAGGCGGCUCUUUGCCUGAUCUCACCAACAUCCAGUUCCCUCCCCCUCUGUCCACCCCACUGGACCCUGAAGACACAGUUGCCUUCCCAUCCCUCAGCUCGUCCAAUAGCACAGGCAGUCUGACGACCAACCUCACCCAUCUAGGCAUCAGUGCAGCCAGCCAUGGGAUCACUACUUCCUCCCAGCCAACGAUGACUGUAACAGAACAGCGACGCCAGCCACCCGUGGUGCCACUUACACUAACCACUGACCUCCGUCUUCAGAACUCCACACAGCAGUUAUCACCCACACUCUCAUCACCUGUUAACAUCACUCAGAUAUUUCCAACAGAACAGCAAAGCCUGGAGCAACAGCUUUCCCAGUUUCCUCUUUUCAACCAUCUGAGUGCUCAGGCCCAAGCUCAGCUGCUCAGCGACCUGCAGAAGCAACCACCCCAGGGUAUCCAGCUCAUCACCUUGCCUACUCCACCCGCCACAGUCCCCGCUACUGCCAACAGCCCAUCCUCGGACAGCCAGACCUCAGCCAGUAUCAGCUCGUAUCGCAAUCAGACUGGCUCACCAGCCACUCAGUCUCCAACCUCCCCAGUCUCCAAUCAAGGCUUCUCCCCUGGCGGCUCUCCUCAACACAUUCCUGUGGUGGGCAGCAUAUUUGGCGACUCCUUCUAUGAUCAACAGGUGGCAUCAAGGCAGACCAACGCUCUGUCUCACCAGUUGGAGCAGUUCAACAUGAUUGAGAACCCCAUAAGUUCAACCAACCUGUACACGCAGUGCUCCACCCUCAACUAUACUCAAGCUGCAAUGAUGGGUCUUAGCAGCAGCAGCCUACAAGACUCUCAGCAACUUGGCUACAGUAGCCAUGGCAACAUUCCCAACAUAAUCCUAACAGUCACAGGUGAGUCUCCGCCGAGCCUCUCCAAAGAGCUCACCAAUUCGCUGGCAGGCGUUGGUGAUGUCAGCUUUGAUGCAGACUCUCAGUUCCCUCUGGACGAGCUAAAGAUUGACCCCCUCACCCUGGAUGGGCUGCACAUGCUCAAUGACCCCGACAUGGUGCUUGCUGACCCCGCCACCGAGGACACAUUCAGAAUGGACAGGCUGUGA